AGGACUGAUGAGUGACAGACAGCUUCACAGUAGCGCUGUUCGCUGUGAAGGAGAGGAGGGGUGACGGCGAGCUGUCUACUGUAUGUUACUGUAAAAAGAUUACUGAACUCUUAAAGCUUCUUUUAAACCGUAGUAGUUGCGCUAUUUCUUGCACAGCGAACCGCGUGUGCCCAUGUGUGCGCGGCCGUGGACUACGCGCUCACCCAUUCGGCUUUCCAAAAAAAUGACAUUAUUUUUGGAAAGAAACUGAUUGUUGCGACUUUUACGCACAUGCAUUUUGCAGAGGAACAGAAGACGACGGAGGUUACAUUAGUUGUGGUUCGCUAUUUUUAAGGCUGAAAACUUUUAUUUUCCGCGCUGUAGCGAAAGACACCGAACCAUGGAGAACCAGACCGAACCGCAGAGCAGCACCGAGGACGUCCGUAAGAGCGGCUAUCUCCGCAAGCAGAAAUCCAUGCACCGGCGGUACUUCGUGUUACGGACGGCCUCUGAGCGCGGCCCGGCCCGUCUCGAAUACUACGAGAGUGAGAAGAAAUUUAAGGGUAAAGCUCCCUUGCCCAAAAAGGCUCUGGCACUUGAGACGUGCUUCAACAUCAACAAACGAGUCGACUCCAAGAAUAAACACAUGAUCGCGCUGUACACACGGGCUGAGAGUUUUGUUGUUGCGGCGGAGAAUGAGACAGACCAGGAGGAAUGGUUUCAAGCGAUGGUGGAACUUCAAUGCAAGAGUAAAGCACUAUGUGACAGUGGAAAUGGUGAAGACUAUGGAGUGCCAUCCCCUGGUCCUGCCUUCAAGGAGGUCUGGCAAGUAAAGGUUUGGCCUAAAGGUCUGGGGCAAGCCAAGAACUUGGUUGGUAUCUACCGGCUCUGUCUGACUGAAAAGACAGUGAACUUUGUCAAGCUAAACUCUGAUGCAGCUGCUGUUGUUCUCCAGCUGAUGAAUGUAAGACGUUGUGGUCACUCUGAAAACUUUUUCUUUGUGGAGGUCGGCCGGUCUGCAGUAACUGGCCCUGGAGAGUUUUGGAUGCAAGUGGAAGAUUCUGUGGUAGCACAGAAUAUGCACGAAACACUGUUGGAAGCCAUGAAGGCCCUGAGUGAGGAAUUCCGACAACGUAGUAAGUCACAGUCAGCUGCUGCAGGAGCAGGUGGAGGUGCCACUGCAUCAAAUCCUAUCAGCGUUCCAUCUCGACGUCAUCACCCAAACCCACCACCUAGCCAGGUUGGAUUUACAAGACGUCCACGGACUGAACCACCAGGAAGUACCGGAGGUGGAAAUAGCAAUAGCACUUCUCCAACUCCUCGACACAGCUUUCCAAGAACUCGAACAUCCAGUGAUGGUGGAAAAACUGAUGAUGUAGGUGCGUCCUGUUCAAGUCCUACCACCAAUGGAUCAUGUUCAAAUACCCCUAUACUGAGAUCGGCAUCUGUUCGAGCUCCAACCCCAGUUAAGGCACAGCAUGCUCUAAUGAGAUCCACCUCAACUCCAGUUGCUUCAGCUGCACCAAACCUGCCUUCCAGCUCUGAGCCUACAUCUGAGUUUUGUGGAACUGUAAAUGAGACAGGCAGCAGUGGUGGUAAUGGUAGUGUGUAUAGUCGAAUACCUCUCCGGCAGCUCUCUGUCUCAGGCUCUCUCAGCGACUAUGGAUCCUCAGAUGAAUAUGGCUCAAGCCCUGGUGAGCACUCUCUGCUAACACCAACAAUGCAGACAGGUUCUGCGGGUAGCUCAGGUGGACAUUCUCUUGGGGAUGAAGCAUCUAACUACAUUGUUAUGGGUCAGAGAGGGGCAUCUAAACAUCAGCUACCACACAAUGCAUUACCACAGACUAGGAGAGUUCUGAGACGCUCUUCUAGUAGGGAAUGUGAAGCAGAGCGUAGGAUAAUGAGCAAGCGGGCCUCCCUCCCCCCCAUGGCCUUAGAGCGACUGGCAACCCUCCGUCGAGCUGGAGAGGAAGCGUUUGAAGAGGACGACUAUGCAGUUAUGACCCGUACCACCAGCCAAGAGUCAUUUGCUUCAAGGCAGGAUUCUGGAGCAGCAGCGGGUGGAACGGGAUACUUAGAGGUAGCGCCAGACAUCAAAUGUGAUGCUGGGACAGAUGGAACUGCUGGCAUUGGUGGCGGUAAUGGAGCAAUUGAUAAUGGCUACAUGUCUAUGUUGCCGGGAGUAACAGCUUCCCCAGUAUCCCUUUCACAUUCUCUCUCAGUAGCAGUAUCAGAUCCCGAAUCGAAACCUGCAGAUGACUACAUGGCCAUGACCCCCAAUAACAGCAUUUCACCCCCCCAGCAGAUCCGCCAACCUCCUUCUGGCAAAGAUGGCUACAUGAUGAUGUCUCCCAAUAGUAGCUGUUCGCCAGAUCAGCGAGGGGUUCCUUCAGCCUGGAUUGGCAGUAGCAGUGCAGAUAGCCGCACUGGCAGCGAUUAUAUGAAUAUGUCACCUAUUAGUGCCCGCUCUGCCAAUAGCACACCACCACCACCACAUGAGCCCUUCACACAAUCUGACCUGCAUCCUCAGCAGCCUCCACCCAAGAUGGUAUACUCAUACUAUUCUCUACCCCGUUCCUACAAACAUAAUACCACAACACACUUUGAGGAAGGGCAAGGGAGAGGGAAGCUUCUGGUUAAUGGAGGUAGAGGGUUUGGUGGAGGUAGAGGACUUAGUAAUAGCAAGUCCAGGCAUCAGGAACCACCUGUUGGACGACAUCUGUCCCUUUCAUCAUCCUCAUACUCCUCCAGUUCAGCUAGCAAUGAAAGCUUAGGUGAAGGUGAGGACAAAGCUGACAAGGUGAAAGGAGGAGUAAGUGCUACUGCAAAAGAUACUGAUCAGGGCCACUUGCAGCAAAGACAAGGGUCUGGAGGUGUUAAGCAUUCUGGUCAGAGGGGUCGGCCACUUAGCUUGUUUGUGGACAACUCUAAAGCCAACACUCUUCCCAGAGUUCGUGAGACACCCCUUCCCUCCGAGCCAAAGAGCCCUGGGGAAUAUGUUAGCAUUGAGUUCAAGGGUGAGAGGAACAUAAAGACAGGAAGAAAUGGAAACAGAGGACAUAAGCUUGAUACUUCUGUUCUACCUAGUGGCCACCGUCCAUUACCUAGGCCAACCUCUUGUGUUGCUGGCUUCUUACCCUUCUCUCAUUGCUCCUCCAUCCUCCCAUCAACUGCCUCUGAGUAUGUCAACAUGGAGUUAGGAGCCUCUCCUUCCCCCUCACCCAUCUCUCUCGCACCACUUGGGUUUCCCUCAUUCCCUACCCCUCCUAUCACACCUGUAGCAGCCCCUAAAGCCUGUGGUGAGCAUAGAUCAACAGCUCUAAAUGGCAAGGAAGCAGAGGUUGAAGUGGGACAUAUAAAAAGCAGUAAGUCAUCAGUUCUACAGUCUGGAGAUUCACCUACAGCUUGUGGUGACUACACAAAGAUGGCCUUUAGCCUGAAGUCAGACAAAACUUUAAGUUCUACAUCUUCAAAAGCCUCUUUGCCAGAUCAACCUGAAUCAGUAGUUCCUACCCUAGGAUUAGGAAUGGGGCUAGAUUUUCCCUUUGCCAAAGUUCCAAACCCAGACCACGGAGCUAAAGUAAUACGAGCAGAUCCUCAAGGUCGUCGGCGACACUGCUCUGAAACGUUCCAGGCUCCUUCCUCACUUCCGCCUUGCUCUACGACAUCAUGUUUCUCUGCAUUCCCUGAUCACACCCAAGCUAUAGUCCGUCGGCUUGGUUUUGAUGGUAUACUCUGGGGGAACAGCUCAUCAGAACUUUCAACUCAGUACAUCAACCCUGGAAUACCUAGCAUAUCUGCUUCACAGACAUCCUUCAUGGAGCAGGGCCUCAAUUACAUAGACUUGGACCUGGCUAACAAGGAAAGCCCCCACACUAACACAGAUGGGCAAGCAGCUGUCAACACACCUGCUGCUCGUCUCUUUUCCUCUGUGCUAGGUGGUGGGGCUGCAGGAGGCUCCGUGGGAACUGGAGGUUCAGGCAGUAGCACUUCAAGCCUCAACACAUAUGCUAGCAUUGACUUCUACAAGUCAGAAGAGCUACGGACACCUCAAGGCAGCAGCAAUAGCAGUAAAGAUGGUACAGAAUGUUGAUGCCUAUUCAUGGUACUGUGGAUUUCUGGAACAAGAAAUGCUGAAGCGCUCUCCUGAAUGCCUGAGAAGAAAAGAGAGAGAGGAAGGUGUGCACAAGGCCCAACCAACCUCAUGAGCACUUUUUAAAGACUCUUCUGAAAUGAUUUGUUUCUGCAACAAAUGGGAACGUGCCAAAAGAGAAGAGCAACAACACAUCUUUUCUGUCCAGACUCAUGACAGAAUAGCACAAUUGACCAGAAUCGGUGAGGAGAUUGAUGUCUGCCAACCUAGAGCCAAUGGCUUUGACCCUUGAUCUUCAUCGGUAACUUGAACAGCGUGUGUCCAGUAUUUACAACAGGGAUUGAAUGAUUGAAUGAACCCACAAGUGUUCAACAUAUGUAUAUACACAAACUGCCUUUUGAUCGUAGCUUUUUGAACAGACAUUGACUGAAAAACUCAUGGGCUUGAAGAGAGAGCUUGAUAUUAUAUGUUUAUGUAAAAAACUAAAUAGGAAAAGGUCUUUACAAGCAUGAUUGUAAGAUAACAAGAGCACUGAUAGUGUUUCUGUAAAUGAUGAUGAAAAUGAACUAAUUCUGAAACUCACAUGAUGUUUCGCUAAUGUAGCAUCUCGGUAAUGACUUGUACAUCAGUUAGCCCACUCUUACCCCAAGCUUGAUAUGUUCCAGCUAUGCUCUAGCACUUAAGUGUCCAUCUCGUUCUUUAUGUGUCUCUUUUCAUCUCUCUCACUACUUUCUGCUCCCUUCACAGUAGCGCCCUGAAAAGAGCCAGUACCAGACAUUUGGCUCAGUGACAUUAAGGGUCUAUUUUUAUUCUAAGGGUGGGGCAGUUCUGUGAUGAUGUCUGCGGUAAUUUACCUCGAAUGGCACGCAAGGAUGCUAGCUGACCCAAUCUGCACUGGACUAUACCAACAAUAGUCUGGAACGGGGGUGUUCAUAGUUGACAAUCAUCCCCACACACUGUAUCACAGUGACAACCAUUGCUGGCCAUCAGUGGUAAAAUAAACAAAAAUGUGUGCUAAAACUUGUGUCUGAAUUUUGUGAUUAAAUAAUAAAAAAAUGAAUAAACAUUUUGAAGAACGAAACAUGUUUGGCUCCAUACUCAACCUCUAAAGGGCCUCAAACAUUGAGAAACUGUGAUGAAUAAGUGAGUGUUUCAAUAUUUAUGCUUUCAAGUGUGUAAGAGUGUGUGCUCAUGCUAGUCUACAUUUAUACUAAUAGUGUGUUUGUUCUUUGGUUUUACUGAACUGUUACUGGGUGUUCUGGUCUGUCUUUUAAUUGCUUGGAUAGAAGAUGUAAAAAAUACUGUUUAUUGGAUCCAGAUUGAGCUAGUCGAACAGACAAUCAAUCUAACUGCAUUAGACUGAAAAAGUCUUUCCCUGUAAGGACCAUGACUCAAACGCUAUAAAGUAACACAGGCUGCUAUGCUUGACAGGCUGCUAUGCUCACCCUUUUUAACACUGGCGAUUUUGCUGUGUAGGUACUAAGCCUGAACAUACCCCUAAAUCUAAACUUAUACCAUGUAGUUACCUUAUACUACCCAGUACUUUCUUAGGUAAGUACACUAUAGGUGCACAUACUGUAAAAUAAAUUGCAACCGGUAGAAGGCUGGGCAUUUAGGAUUGGAAGUAAGAGCACAUAUCGCUGCUGUCUCCAUUUGUGAUUUUUAUUUUUUUGCAACCAUUAUUUAUUUAUUGCCAUAAAUCACCCUUUAUGUUUGUCACUGGGUUUUUCAAAUAUCUAACCA
Triplophysa rosa is the source of this 5815-nucleotide messenger RNA. RefSeq names its product insulin receptor substrate 1-B. Gene Ontology annotation, cellular component: plasma membrane; cytosol. The transcript has 3 exons. The coding region runs from base 380 to 4072 and encodes 1230 amino acids. Gene Ontology annotation, biological process: insulin receptor signaling pathway. Gene Ontology annotation, molecular function: phosphatidylinositol 3-kinase binding; insulin receptor binding. Lineage: Eukaryota; Metazoa; Chordata; Actinopteri; Cypriniformes; Nemacheilidae. The record is from RefSeq and is a predicted model, not a curated record.